AUUCCGUGCAGUGAACGAGCUUUAGCAGCGCUGGAAACUGCAGCCAGGCAGGUGUAGCAUUCAGAGUCCCGGUUGCCCGUGCAGCCUGUGACAGUGAUAUUGCCACGACAGAUUUCGGAGGUGUGAAGGAACGAGAGCGCGCGGCUCUCUGCGUCUAGGAAGGAUUUAAUGAGUUGCUCCCUCGUUCAGGCACCAAUUAAUUUAUCGGAGAGUAAAACAGUUACAGGGAGGAGGAGGACAGAGAGCAGUCAUAAGGGGACUGUAGCGGCUCCGGGGAGCUGCCACUUUCUCUGUGCGUGUGUCUGAGUGUCUGUGCAGAGAGAGAGGGAUUAUCAUUACGCAUGUUAUGCCGAGCGCAGUUUUUGGUGAUGCAUUCAGUCGGGAGAUGUGCAGCGUGGAGCAGCAGUGAGCGUCAGCCCGGACCUUCAGCGGCGUAAUCAGCGCAAAGAAAAAGUAGAUCUCGCUGGUUCUGUGGGGCGCACCGGCUCUGCGCAUCACAGGAUUUCGAUUCAUCGUAUGUUUUGUUUAUUUUGAUGAAGGCUGCGGGGUGAAAGUCAAAGAUGCGCACCGCUGAACAAAGGAUUUAGUGGGAAACGAUCACGAAUCUGUUCCACAUUUUAAUCCUGACACCCCCGGCGUGCUUCGUCUCCCCCCUGUGUGGACUUAUCAAGGGGGCGACAUUCAUGCCCAUUCUUCCUCUUAAGGACAACGGACACAGGCUGAAUAACCUCUGGUUUCAAACCUGGAGCAGAGGGAACCAUCUGGGCUGAUCGCGCACGAGUCCAUGUGGAUGGAGAGAGAACACGCAAACAGCGCGAGCGCAGCUCAGUCCGAAAUGUGACAUUUUUUUACUCUGCCUCGCAUCACAGCUGACAUCUGUGCUCCUUGCCUUCGUUCUCCAUAGGAUCUGUUUACAUCGAUUAAGACAUGGCGUUCCUGCCGGUCCUCCUCCUGCUGCUGCUGUCUGUUACUCAUCGUGCCACCAGUCAAGACUCCGAGGACUCUGAAGCUCUCCCGAGAGGCUGCGGCUGGGGCCUCGUGCGUCCCUACACCCUACUCUGUGACCUGGACUCCAUAUGGGGCGUCGCUGUGGAGUCGGUGGCUGCCGGGGGGAUUCUGACCGCCAUCAUGCUCGCCCUCGUCCUGCUGUGCCGUUUACACCACAUCGGUGAGGCCGAGAAGCGCAGCGCCGUGGGACCCAUCCUCCUGCUGCUACUGGGGGUCCUCGGCUUAUUCGGCCUGAGCUUUGCCUACCUGAUCGAGCAGGAUGAGUCUCUGUGUUUGCUCCGCAGGGCCCUGUGGGGUCUCCUGUUUGCCGUCUGCUUUUCCUGCCUGUUGGUGCAGGGCGUCCGCCUGCGCCGGCUCGGCAGGGAGCGCCGCAGCCCCGGCGGCUGCGCCCUCACGGGCCUCGCGCUGGGUUUGAGCGCCGUGCAGGGCAUCAUCGCCGCCGAGUGGCUUCUUCUGACCGUGCUGAGGGAGGGCCGAGCUGCCUGUCAGUAUCUGCCGAUGGACUUCUCGCUAGCCUGCAGCUACGUGCUAGCCCUCCUACUCGCAGCACUGGCCGCUGCUUCUCUGGCCCUCUGUGCGAAGACACGACAGUGGCGCUGCAACGCCAUCUGGCUGCUGGUGACCUGCCUGCUGUCACUGCUGCUGUGGGUGGCCUGGGUGGGCUUCUACCUGUAUGGAAACGACUGGCUGGGGAGGUCCCCGGACUGGAACGACCCGGCACUGGCCAUCGCUUUGGUGGCUCAGGGCUGGCUGCUGCUGAUCUUCCACGCCAUCCCGGAGUCCCACAUCUGCAUGAGGUCCCCGCCACAGCCCAACGCCCCGGACUACUUCGACACUUCCCAGAACUCGACGCGGAUGAGAGAAACCAGCUUCGAUGAAGACAUCCCUCUGUCUCACAGGCAGUUUGUGGAGAACCAGGGCUAUGGAUACAGUGAUGAGAACGCUGCAGGCCUGAGGAGCGGUGGUGGCCCCGUGCAACACAACAGCAACACCGGCGCGAGGCCCAGCGCUCCUUUCCGCAGCAACGUGUACCAGCCCACCGAGAUGACCAUGAUCCUGAACGGGGGAGCGGUGAGUACAUCCUCCCAGUCACAGGUUCCCUCUGCUCCUCCCACCUACACGGGGAGGCAGCUGUGGUGAGCGAGAGGAUCGGAAAGAAGAUGUGUGAUCGAAAAAUUAAGGGAAGAAGAGGAUGGAGAUGGAUGAGGAGGGCGGUCCCCAGGACGGAAGGUUGCCUUGUUGGACUGGACUUUCAAAAAAAAAAAAAAAAAGGAUGCCAACGAGGCCCUUUCCUUCUGUGUACAGACUGAAACACUGACUGUGUGCAAAUCAAGGAACGUAUGAGUGUGUGAGAGAGUGAGAGGAAGUAGGGCAUGGAGGACAGAGCUAAAGCUCUUCUAGCACACAAAUAUCUAAAAAAAGGGUUGAAAAACUCAAAGUGUGACCGGCAAGUAGCAAAGCAAAACUGACGCUGACUUAGAUCUGAAAAUAUCAACACGCAGUAUCCUUUUUGUUUUUCUUCUUUGAUUUGCUCCCCUGAGACUGCAGCACUGUAAGCAUCCUUGAAAACUGUGAAAUCUUUCGCUUUUUUCCUCUCUCUCUGUCUGUCUUGCUCUCCCUGUCAAUCAGGAUGUCUUUUUUUUCUGCUGCCCCACAAAAAAAUGCUGGCGCUCAAGUGGAAACAUUUGGCUCUGUCCUCCAUCCAUCCACAGUGUAGGUGAAGAAGCAGCACGUGGGCAACUGUACAGCUCGAGCACCGCCCUCUUAAAAAGAAUCCAGCCUCUGUGGGU
Messenger RNA from Labrus mixtus (cuckoo wrasse), 2798 nucleotides. RefSeq names its product G protein-coupled receptor, class C, group 5, member Ba (gene gprc5ba). Bases 928 to 2148 code for a protein of 406 amino acids. The transcript has 4 exons. Lineage: Eukaryota; Metazoa; Chordata; Actinopteri; Labriformes; Labridae. Gene Ontology annotation, molecular function: protein kinase binding; protein kinase activator activity; G protein-coupled receptor activity. The record is from RefSeq and is a predicted model, not a curated record. Gene Ontology annotation, biological process: G protein-coupled receptor signaling pathway. Gene Ontology annotation, cellular component: intracellular membrane-bounded organelle; signaling receptor complex; extracellular exosome.